Molecule: messenger RNA, 2880 nt
Organism: Helicoverpa armigera (cotton bollworm)
Lineage: Eukaryota; Metazoa; Arthropoda; Insecta; Lepidoptera; Noctuidae
Exons: 2
Coding region: 1-2880 (959 amino acids)
Molecular function (GO): catalytic activity
Source: RefSeq, a predicted model, not a curated record
AUGAGUAAGGACAAGCAAAAGAGAUACGUGAUGUCAUGCGACCCGGCCAACACCCGGCGCCACAUACCUUCCGGGAUAUGUGGUGUUAAAUGUGCUACCGGCCACACUGCUGUGCUCCAACAGGCAGUGGGUGGAAACAAUGCUACUGUGGUCCUAACAAGGUCGGGCUCUCAAGCUCUGACGACACCUAACAUCGCGACGCAUUCCCCUUCACUCAAAAAACCCUUACAAAUUGGAACCUGGAACACACGUGGACUUUUACAUCCUGGCAAAUUGGACACAAUUGUAAAGGAAAUGGACCGUCUAAAGAUUGACAUGCUCGGUCUGAGUGAGACGCACUUGCAGCAAUCGGGGCAUUUUGAUACCGACAACGGUCAUACAGUAUUCUGUUCUGGAAACGGCAACAAAAGCCGUAACGGGGUCGCUUUCAUUCUACCUAGGAGGCUUCAUGGCGCCGUUUUGGCGUAUGAGACUAUAUCGGACAGAAUUAUGUGCAUCAAACUAGACGCUCGACCCUGCAAAUUAAACAUUGUGCAGGUGUACGCUCCUACUUCUAGCUCAACUGAGGAGGAACUAACAACAUUCUAUGGUCGGCUCGAAAAUGUACUGAACAGCAUCCCGAAGCGCGAAAUCACUAUGGUCAUUGGCGACUUCAAUGCUAAGGUGGGAUCUGCAUAUGGUCCCGACUGCAACGAAUUCCUUGGUAAGCAUGGCCUGGGCACAAGAAACGACAGAGGUGAGAGCUUUGUUGAGUUCUGUAUUGGCAAUAACCUGGCAAUUAUGAACACAAUGUUCGAACAACACAAGAGGCGACUUUAUACAUGGACCUCUCCUGACGGUAAGACGCUAAAUCAAAUUGACUAUGUCACCAUACAAACAAGAUGGAAAUCGUCUAUAACCAACGUCAAAACUUACCCAGGUGCUGACUGUGGAAGUGAUCACGAACUUCUUGUGGCCCGCUUUAAGAUUCAUUUAAAAAUGGGCCGGAAAACUCCUAAAUUGUACACCAAAUUAAAUCAACAGGAACUUGUAUGGUUCUCCGCGGCGGUUUCUGCUAAACUAGAGUCAACUGAAGUGGAUCCUUUUGAUGACCCGGAGACAACUUGGUGUACUCUUAAAACAGCUCUUCACUCUGUAAUCAAGACUAUGCCUAAAACAAACACCUGCCAUCGCAAGCCAUGGAUAUCUCCCGAGACAUGGGCCCUAAUUGAAGAACAACGGGCUAUUAAGCAAGAGGGAUUAGUUGACGACGAAAAUGGCCAACCAAUAACAGAAAUAGAUAAAGUCCUGGAGCGUUGGCGUGCCUAUACAGAACAACUUUACAGAGAUGACACUCAGCCUCUGAUUCGACGUUGGGAGUCCCAUGAACUGGAACCUGAUAUACUGCUAGCUGAAGUUGAACAUGCAAUUUCAAGGCUCAAGAAUAACGCGGUGGGCACUGAUCAGAUUCCGGCCAACCUCCUAAAGUCUUUAGGCAGCGUAGGCACAAAACUACUCCACAACAUAUGCCUUAAAGUUUGGAGAACGGGACAAUGGCCCAAGGACUGGGUCGAAUCCAUAGUCAUUCCGCUGCACAAGAAGGGCUCUACGCGUCAAUGUAGCAACUAUCGCACACUUUCGAUCAUCUCGCACGCAAGUAAAAUUAUGCUUCGUGUAAUCAGUGAUCGCCUUUCAUCUUACCUGGAUAGGCAGAUCCCAGCAGAGCAAUCCGGUUUUGUGGCUGGUCGAGGCACACGCGAACAAAUUCUAAACAUUCGCCAAAUCAUAGAAAAGUGCUACGAAUUCAACAAGCCGGUCGUGCUGUGCUUCAUUGACUACUCUAAGGCGUUUGAUUGUGUGAACUGGCAGUCGUUGUUAAGCAUUUUGCUGGAGAUGGGCGUGCCGAAGCAUCUUGCAUUUCUCGUCCAAAAUCUGUACGCGGAUAGUAAUGCCAGGAUUCGUCUAGAAGACUCUUACUCAAAACCUCUACGACCGGAGCGAGGCGUCCGACAGGGCUGUAUUCUCUCGCCCAAACUGUUUAACAUCUACGGCGAACACAUAGUCCGAGCGGCUUUGGAAGGUUGGGAGGGAGGUCUGUCUGUUGGCGGAAGAAAGAUUAAUAAUCUUCGAUACGCGGAUGACACGACACUUGUAGCUUCUAGCGAGGAAGAAAUGGCCGUCUUGUUUGACCGGAUUGAGAGCGAAAGUGCCAAACUUGGCUUGCAAAUUAACAAAUCAAAAACCAAAUUACUAACCGUGGACCGCGAACAAGUUUUGACCAACUGCAUCCGCCUCAACUCGUUAGACCGCGUCAGGGAAUUCAACUAUCUCGGAUCUCUCAUCACUAACGAUGGCAACUGCGAUAGAGAAAUCAUAAGACGUAUCCGGAUUUCAAAAGGUGCCAUGACCAAACUUGAGAAAAUUUGGAAAAACAAAAAUAUUACCAAGCGUACAAAAGUGAGACUUGUCCACGCACUUGUGUUUCCUAUUUUCUUAUACGGCUCCGAAACAUGGACAAUCAAAGCCAACGUAAGAGCACGAAUUGAUGCCUUUGAGAUGUGGAUCUGGCGUAGGAUGCUGCGCAUACCAUGGACAGCCUUCAGACGGAACGAAUCAAUCCUGAAGGAGCUUAAAAUCACUGUGCGCCUAUAUGAUAUCUGCCGAUCCCGCAUGCUAAAAUUCUUUGGGCAUAUAGCACGUAGUGGUCCAGAGUCCCUGGAAAAACUCAUCAUAAUGGGUAAAUUGGAGGGGAAAAGACGAAGGGGCCGUGUUCCUGCAAGAUGGUGUGACCAAACCCAAUCUCAUCUGCAACUCCGUCUGCACGAAGCUAUACACACUGCUGCUGAUAGGAGCACCUGGAGGAAAUUAUCCCGGCCCAGCCUCAUUGCUGACAGUGACUAA